Adelges cooleyi (spruce gall adelgid) is the source of this 4561-nucleotide messenger RNA. RefSeq names its product alkylglycerol monooxygenase-like. The coding region runs from base 48 to 1367 and encodes 439 amino acids. The transcript has 9 exons. The record is from RefSeq and is a predicted model, not a curated record. Gene Ontology annotation, biological process: lipid biosynthetic process. Lineage: Eukaryota; Metazoa; Arthropoda; Insecta; Hemiptera; Adelgidae. Gene Ontology annotation, cellular component: endoplasmic reticulum. Gene Ontology annotation, molecular function: oxidoreductase activity; iron ion binding.
UGCUGUGGUAGAUGUUUUUAGUCGCCAUCGAAUAGCCUACAGAAGAGAUGGGUCACACUGGCAACGACACCGUGUUAAUGUGGGACAUGUUCUAUCUGACCAAUCCUCGACGGUACAUGUACGAUGACCUUAAACGCGUACCGCUCAUAUACGUUCAGGCGUGGCCUUAUUUUAUGGUCCUUUUAGCAAUAGAAAACGUUUUGCGAGCGUGGCAGAAAAAAGACGUGAUCCGAUUGAACGACAGCAUCACUUCAAUGAGCCAUGCCAUCUUGCAGGAAUGUGCCAAGUUGCUUUACCGAGGAUCGGAACAAUGUCUGUAUAUUUGGGUAUACGACAACUAUAGGAUAUUGGCUCUGCCCUGGGAUUCGGUGCUGUUUUGGUAUUGUGCCGCCGUAAUAGUGGACUUUUGUUACUACUGGAUGCACAGGGCCAGCCACGAAAUCCAUAUAUUUUGGGCACAACAUCAGGUGCAUCAUAGCUCAGAAGAUUUCAACGUGGCCGUGGGCGUCCGACAGUCGGUGUUCCAGUAUUUGGUCGGAGUCUUGUUCUAUGCACCUCUUGCCCUGGUCGUUCCCCCAGUUUUAUUACUCGUCCACCAGCAACUCGGUCUUCUCUACCAAGUGUGGAUUCAUACGGAGACCAUACCUACCCUGGGACCAUUGGAAUACGUUUUAAACACUCCGGCACACCACAGGGUGCAUCACGGGAGCAACCUGCGUUGUUUGGACAAAAACUACGGCGGCGUUUUGAUAAUAUGGGACCGCAUUUUCGGUACGUUUCAAGAGGUCGACCCGAAAACGCACAUCAACUAUGGUCUGGUGUACCAAAAGAGUAGUUACAACCCCGUGUACUUGCAGAUAUUUUACAACUACAAUGUAUACAACAAGUGGAACCUAAUGAAAGACUGGCGAGACAAACUGAGAUCGGUGGUCAGAGGACCCAGCUGGACGCCGGGACUCUCGUGGACGGGCAAAGACAGUAAACACCGUGCCUGCGUCAGAAAACGGAGGAAAAAAUACGACGUGAAAAUUUCGCUGACGCUCAAGAUUUAUUUAUUAGUCCAUUUCGUCGCAGCGGCCAACGGGUACUUUAUCUUGGCCAAUAUACCACGUACGGCAAUCAGCACCCAGUGUAUGCUGGUAGUGGUGUUUUACAUUACCUGGUCGUUGACGAGCAUAGGCAUGUUAUUCGAGAAGUCUCAAUGGGCUCGGUUCGUCGAACUGGCCAAAUGUCUAACGCUGUUCGUUCAUCUCACAUGCUCGGAUCAAUCGCACUUGAAGCCAUUGGACGAGUCUGCCUUGCAAGGAUAUCGAAUUCUGUCGGGUUCAUCUUCUAUAAUUUGGUCUGUAGCCAUAUUGGUGGACUGAAUCGGCCAUUAUUAACAGGUAGUAAAGAGGUAUAAUAUAGACACACCGCGAAAAGGGUAAACGAUAAAUUUACUAAAACCCUUAUAAUAUAUUAUAAUCGAAAUUAGUUAAUUCAUUUUGGCACCUAGAAACGAUUGGAUAAUUAUCUUGUACGAAUAAAAUACAUUUUUCAGAUUUAAUAUUACAUCUCAAAUGUUUAUACAUACAUAUACGUUUAAAUUGUUAUAAAGAAUUAAUAACCACUAAUUAACAGUUUUGCUAAGCAAGGAGGUUCUCUAUGAAAAACAAAUUAUUAUAGGUGAAAAUAAUACAUUAUAGUUAUAUUUAGUUGUAAUAGAAAAUAACUUUAAAGAUUGUUUUUUUAGUAGACAAUCUGAAAUUGUAUAACAAUUUUAUUUUGUAAUGAAGAGCUAAUUAGUUUUUUUUAUUAGAGCACUACUGGAAGCUCCUAAUCCUGUCCAAACGCCAGAACUAUUACUGAUGUAAAUCAAUACUAACACACGUGAUUACCGUACAAAUUAUGUGUUAUUGUUAAGUUAACAAUAUUAUUAAAUUGUUAAGUUUUACCGUGCCUUCACGUUUUUAAAACAAUUACUAUAGAUUAUAACUUAUAAUGUAUUAUGUUUAGUUUUUUUGUUUUUAUUUGUAUACACUUUAUUUUAUAUAAACCUCAUAUUAUGUUAAAUCAAUCUAAUAUUAUGUCCUAACUAUUUAUACAUGUCUUCGGUACUGUUUUCGGACGGUCCGAAUUCUUCUCGGUCUAACGAGUUUAUUAAAUCCGCGUUUUGGUCACGAACUGAAAGCAAAGAGAAAAUGAUUACUUUUAUUUUUGCGUUAAAAUUAUUCAUUUUUGAACAUGUGGUCUGAAUAGUAUUUUAAGCGCAUUAUUUUAACCAUGUGACCUAUUUGUUGAACAUGUUUUUAACUUUAAUUUGAAACAAAAUUUUUUGAAUAGGGUUUUUCAGUUAACGUCUUAGUCGCCUGUUAAUUUUAUUCUAUUAAAUAUCUUUUGAUGUCUAAUUUCAUAAUUCAAAGUACUAAUCUAUCUUAUGAUGAGUUUAGGGCGUAAAACCCCCUAUUUAUUAAGGAGUAAGUUUUUGAUAAACUUUACAUAUUAAACUAAAUUUUGUUUCAAAAGAGUAUGUAAUAUAUUUUUCAACAUUUAUAAAUUAUAACAAAACCAUACCAAAACAAGUUUAGGUGGAUGCACUUUUCUGUGAAGCCGAGAAGUUUACAGAGCAUAUUAACCAAGGAAAUAAUGUUUUUUUUUGUUGUGCUUUUUUAUUUUCAAAGAUAUAAUUAUUUGAAAAAUGAAAAAUUCUGUCUUAUCUAAAUUAUACAUAAACUAGGUCUCUAGUAACAUUGUCAAAAACCUUAUUAAAAUUUUAAAUGUAGAUAAACUAUUAAUUUUUAAUUUUAUUUAUUAGUAAAUGUGUUUAGAAAGGCAUAUUUUACGCCCCGAAAAAAAGUCGUUUGUGUGAGUUCAUCUACGUUGUUUAUUAAGGGGAUUCGAUAGCGGCCGUUUUUUCAGUCAAAACACAUCAUCUUUUGUCUAACGCACAGGUCGAACUAGUUUUUCAAUAAGUAAUUUGUAUUCGUCAUGAAGUUCACUUGAGAUCCUACAAGGCACUUUUUUAAUUUUGAAAUUUAUCCCUUUACAAUUUGAUUUUAAAAUUGUAUAAAAUGUUCAAACGUUUCUUAUUCAUAGUAAGAAAAAUAUAUCAAAAAAGUACUUUGUAGGAUCACAAGUAAACUUCAUAACGAAUUCAAAUCUGUUUUCAGAUUACUUAAUCGGGUCACUGGUUCAUAGACAAAAUUAUUUAAUUUAAAAAUAAUACCAUGAAGCUUAAACAAAUUAAUUGACAUGGUCGAAAUUUAUUAAAACCACUUUUUCCUAAAUAUUGCUUAUACAAAACUCCUUAAAAAUGGUCGGUAUCGAAUCCCCUUUUUAAAAAAAAUUGUAUUUUUAUUUUGUUUAGUAAUACUUUGUUUGAAUUGUAUCAUUUUUUAUUAGAACGUCGACCAGUUUUUAGUCUAAAAAAGAAAAAGUGGAAAGUCCGUUGAGGAAUAAUUCAAAGAAUUUUGCAAAAUACUUACUCUUAGAUAUGUGAUGGGGGGAUGAGUAUUAUUUUGUAGUUUCGGGUGUUUUGAAUUUUGCUUUUAGCUAUCGCGUUCUUUUAAAAGUUUAAAGCGAUUCUAAGGAUAAACAAUAAAGCUAUAGUAUACCAUCUACGACGGACGACGGACCUACCACGACGACUUAAUUUCAAGGGAUUUUGCCUCCUUAUAGAAAGCGGAUAUACUUCCCGUACAAACUGCUUAACUUAUGUACGUAUAGUAUAACAAUAAUAACAUACAAUAUUAUGCACGAUUUCGGGAAUAAUGUUUAUUCGGGAUACAACUUCAUUCUCAGGCUUGUUACUGCCAGCGUCAACUGCCGAUACGUUUGUCUCGUUCAUCCCGUGGGAACAAUUUAUUCAAGUGCCAGUUCAUGAACAAUUCGCACGACAAACUUUAUGCCCACCUCGACCCGCUUAGUACCAAUAACAAAGGGGACGCCCUUGUGAGCCGCUAAACUUUGCACUUACUCUCCAUUAUUCUUAAACACCCUUCCAUAUGACAUCAAGAACACAUUUCGGAAUUUCUGUACGGGGUUCAUGCAUAAUUUAUUAUUUCCAGACGUACCGCAUAAUAACAAUAUACUACUGGAAUGCGUUUGACAUAAAACCGUAGUAUCUAUUUUAUUACAAAGAUAAUGUGUAGUGUGAACAGCAAUAACGUUGGAGGUGUUAAUUUAAAAACUAAGGGCGCUUAUUUUUGCUGAGCUUAAUGUAGGGACACGUAUCCCUACAAUGAUAAAAUAAUAGCCAAUGAAAUUUUUCAUUUUUUAUAAAAUUGAGUUUUGUAAAUCAAAUUAAAUUUUGGUAAAAGGUUUUUAAAUUAUGACAGCGAGGACAACAUUACAUAAAUUAAAAAAAAAAACCGCCCUGAAAUAUUCACAUUAUACCUUAAAUUAUAUCUUCUCUAAUUAACCAAAUUUGAAUAUACUGUAAAUGGGAGGAGCAUCAGCCCUCCCGCACCCUUCCCCUGAGUACGUUCCUCUCCUGAUAUAUGUUAACCUUUUGUUUUAUAAAUAAUAAUUAAUUGCGCUGUAAGAUUUGGGAGCAAAUAUUAAACAACAGUACAUAGUAAUG